Molecule: messenger RNA, 1089 nt
Organism: Daphnia magna
Lineage: Eukaryota; Metazoa; Arthropoda; Branchiopoda; Diplostraca; Daphniidae
Exons: 5
Coding region: 1-1089 (362 amino acids)
Source: RefSeq, a predicted model, not a curated record
AUGACACAACACGACAGGGAUGUUUCUGGGUUUGUUCAACGACAACUUUCAAGGAAAUCCAAAUAUCAGUCACAGAAACAAAGAGCCUCUGAAUGUCAAUCAUCUAUAUCUCCUUUGGCCGAUGAUAAAAAUCGAGAACAACUUUCAGAAGUAAGCGAGGAUGAACUGGAAGACUCAUCUACUAUUGUAACCAGCAACGGCGGUUCUUUGGAUGAAAUGUCAAUGUCGGUUUCAUCUGUCUUUCGUCAAAGGAGAGCAGCGCGUGAAAAAACUGUUGCGGCCUUAAAAGAAAAAUGGUUGUCGACGAAACCAAAGUUUUGUGUACUUCAUUGGGAUUCAAAGCUUAUUACUCUUAUUUCUGGUCGAAAAGAAGACCGAGUUGCAGUACUAGUCAGUGGCUCAGUUGAAGGGCCAAAGCUUAUUGGUAUACCACCAAUGGAAAAUUCUACUGGACUGAAUCAAUCUCAAGCCGCCCUUCAAAUGGCGAAAGAAUGGCAAAUAGAAGAUAAUAUUAUUGGAGUCUGUUUUGACACGACUGCUAGUAAUACUGGUGCUAGACAAGGCGCUGCUAUUUUAAUCGAAUCUGAACUUAAAAGAGCACUCCUGUAUUUAGCUUGUCGUCACCAUCACUGCGAACUGCACAUCCAACACGCAUUCACUGCUCUUAGAGGCGAACGUGAUUGGCCAGAUGAACCAAUAUUCAAGAGGUUUCAAAGAUCUGUUUUCGCCCCAAACGAUGACUUUCACUUCUUAGCUUCGAUGUUAUGGUAUCAAGAAGAAGAUGAUCAAAUCGCUACCGCAGUCCUCGCUUCAAUCAAGAGGCAUCUGUGGUAUCUCACAGAAGAGCUGCUAAAUAAGUCUCAAGAUUGGCUUCAGUUGCCACCAACGUUUUGGCCUCUAAUGAGCGAUUACUGCUACGCUAGGGAUUUCGUCAAGAGACUUGAAGUCACAAACGAUUGCGCAGAAAGAGGAGUCAAACUGAUCGACGAUUUCAAGGACUACACAGAUGACGAAACACAGCGCCAGUUUCUCUUACAAGAUGUAGAAGAUCACAGAAAGAAUAUUCCAUCUAUGCUGAAAAAAAUUUAA